Amoebophrya sp. A120 is the source of this 465-nucleotide messenger RNA. Lineage: Eukaryota; Dinophyceae; Syndiniales; Amoebophryaceae. The record is from the annotation of a GenBank genome assembly.
AUGUUCUAUGAACGAGAAGACCCAGAAUCAGAAAUCAUAAGCGGGCACACCAAGAACACGAAGACUUCUACAGCAGGACGAGCAUCUGAUCAUGUCCCGGUUGUGGCGUCACUAUCGAGAAUAUUUUUGGAAACCGCAGGCAACGACACGCCAGGUUAUAGCUCGGAUCAGCAGCUCCGCCGGGCGAUUCAAACCAGUCUCAAUAAACACGCACCGCAUCCUCCGGGAGGACUACAAGAGACCACGGAUGAAAGUGAUCCUGGUACAACUACUGAUGGCGAGGAUCAUGCUGCUACCUCUGCCACUGGUGCUGCUGACGUGUCCUCCACACUACAGCUGCAGCUGGUAAGGAAAGAGGACGAUGCUGAUGCUGGUCACCAGCAGCUGGUGCUGGUGGACAUGAGAACGUCGAGUCCUUAUCUUUUGCAGCGACAUCAAGCAGGGUCGACAACAAGAAUUCGUUAA